Mesorhabditis spiculigera is the source of this 492-nucleotide messenger RNA. NCBI's taxonomy places the organism in Eukaryota, Metazoa, Nematoda, Chromadorea, Rhabditida, Rhabditidae. The record is from the annotation of a GenBank genome assembly.
AUGAGCGAGGUCUUCGUGGCGACCGCUACAAAACUCAACGAUUUGUUCGAAUCGCAGAUCCAUGAGAAUCGCCAUCUUCAAAUUUUCGUCGACCACGUGAUGCAACGUCUUAUUGUCAAGGGCAGCGACGAUCGUCAGCUAAAAUCGAUUUCGAUUGAAAGGGAACAUUGCCGGGUGAUAAAGAAGGACUUGCAAUUGGUUUUCCAAAAGGAGGGCCUUUUUCGGUUUCGGCUCACGAUGCGCGAUGCUGCAAACAUGGCCAAGUUGUAUAACGCGGUGAAGAGGCACAUUGCUAUCGAGAUUCGCGAGUUUUUCGACGAGCUUUAUCGCCGGGAUCCUGUAGGAUUGGAGCAAGCCUUCGUUCGAAUCGGUGAAGAGCUGCUGAAGAUACCGAGUUUCCGGCAGCUGCAUGACGAACUUGACCGGCCGCUGUUUCCGACAGCCAAACAAGAAGACGUCAAGCCCGUGAAAUAUUUGGAGAGCGAGCCCGAA